AGGGUUAGUGGAGUCAUGGCUUGUAUAAUGAUUGUUAGUCGUCUCAAGGGUUCGUUUUGCCACCUGCUGCUAGUAGUUGCUCUCUGGUUGUCUAGCUAUCAAAAUGUAAUGUCUCUGCCUCUGUUACCUAAACCUGGGGAAACUCCUUCCGUUUCUGAACUACCUAGCACACCUAACAGUGGAACUUUUCAGCCAAUUGACAUAUCACCUGCUAUGAUCCCCCAUUAUCCUUUUCCUGGAGAACCUUUGCCACCAAUGUACCCUUCCUUCCCAAAGACAUAUGACCCUGUCUUGACUGGAAGAUGCCCUGUAAAUUUCUCAGUCAUUUCGAGCAUCACAGGAAAAACAGCAUCUGAUUGUACUCAAUCUUUGUCUACAGUAGUAGGGAAUGUAAUAUGCUGCCCGCAGUUUAAUAGCUUACUCCACAUAUUCCAGGGAUUUUACAGCAACCGUUCUGAUACUUUAGUUUUACAAAAUGCGGUGGCUGAUGAUUGUUUUAAAGAUAUCAUCAGUAUACUAGCCAGCAGAGGAGCAAACAGCUCCUUAUCUAGCAUGUGUUCUGUAAAGUCGUCCAAUCUGACUGGCGGGUCUUGCCCCGUGAAGGACAUCAGUACCUUUGAGAAAGCAUUAAAUACAAGCAAACUGUUAGAUUCAUGCAGCACAGUUGAUCCUCUGAAAGAGUGCUGCAGGCCUGUUUGCCAGCCUGCAAUUUCUGAGGCUGCACUUCAGAUAUCUGGGAUAAAAACGACUCUCAGUGAUAAGAAGAACAUAGUUGGAGCACCUAGUGAAAUUGACACUCUUAAUGAUUGUAAGGGAGUGGUCUAUUCAUGGAUUGCUAGGAAACUAAGGUUUGAGGAUGCCAAUACUGCAUUUCGGUUGUUGUCUUCCUGCAAAAUUAACAAAG
Molecule: messenger RNA, 904 nt
Organism: Nicotiana tabacum (common tobacco)
Lineage: Eukaryota; Viridiplantae; Streptophyta; Magnoliopsida; Solanales; Solanaceae
Source: RefSeq, a predicted model, not a curated record